AAUUUGUCGUAAUUAUGCAACUGCUUCGUCAACUCAAACACCCUCGGCAUUCCAAGUUUUUGAUCGUAAUGUAAAAAAAAUACAAAGAAAUCGGGCAGCUUUGGAUGUCGAAAAUAGUAGACAAGUUGAUUAUCUUAAAGAUGAAAUUGCUUAUCGAAUUGUGGAUAGAUUGUUGGACAUCAAAAGAAAAUUUGAAGUUGUUGUUGAUUUGGGAAGUGGUUGUGGACAUAUAAUUAAACAUGUAAAUGAAGAUAUAAUGAAAAAGUUAAUUAUGUGUGAUAUGUCAGAAAAAAUGUUGGAAAGGGAUAAGGAUAUAAAAGCUGAUGUGGAAGUUGAAAGAAUGGUUGUAAAUGAAGAAUUGUUGCCAUUUAAAGAAAAUUCUUUGGAAAUUGUUUUGAGUGCAUUAAUUCAAAUAAACAGAUCCUUGAAACCAGAUGGAGCAUUUAUAGCUUCAAUGUUUGGUGGAGAUACUUUAUUUGAACUGAGAACUUCAUUGCAAUUAGCCGAAUUAGAGAGAGAAGGCGGUAUUUCACCUCGAAUAUCUCCCAUGACAGAUGUUAGAGAUAUUGGAAGUUUACUCUCACGUGCUGGUUUUACUUUAACCACCAUAGAUACUGAUGAAAUUAUAGUAAAUUAUCCAUCAAUUUUUGAAUUAAUUCAAGAUCUACGAUCAAUGGGCGAAAGUAAUGCAGUAAUAUCAAGGAGACCUUUCUUGAAAAGAGAUACAUUAAUAGCUGCUGCUUCUAUUUAUAAAGAAUUGCACGGAAAUCCAGAUGGCACAAUUCCUGCAACUUUUCAGAUUGGAUGGAAACCAGAUUUAUCACAACAAAAACCAAAAGAAAGGGGAUCAGCUAAAGUAUCAUUAAAAGACAUAUUAGAAAAAUAA
Molecule: messenger RNA, 886 nt
Organism: Diversispora eburnea
Lineage: Eukaryota; Fungi; Glomeromycota; Glomeromycetes; Diversisporales; Diversisporaceae
Source: the annotation of a GenBank genome assembly